Messenger RNA from Didymosphaeria variabile, 3801 nucleotides. RefSeq lists its product as uncharacterized. The coding region runs from base 1 to 3801 and encodes 1266 amino acids. The record is from RefSeq and is a predicted model, not a curated record. Lineage: Eukaryota; Fungi; Ascomycota; Dothideomycetes; Pleosporales; Didymosphaeriaceae. The transcript is spliced from 2 exons.
AUGCCCUCGAGCGUGCGUCCCGCGCCCGCCUACAUCGCUGCCUCGGUCGCCUCGCAAACAGUCACCGACAAUCACAAUGCGCAGCUCCGCGAGGACGCUGCCGCCUCCGACGAAGACCCCAGCGCUGAGUUGUCCAACGCACUCUUCAGUGAACAGGCCCUAUCUCUACUCAAUGCCUUCCUCGAUCACUUGCUAUUCGCCUUCCUGUCCACGGCGCGCUCGCCGUCGCUGACUGCGAUCCGGCCCGCGAUAAUCGAGGUCCUGAAGCCGCGCCUGGCACGGGAGGCCAUGGCGACGGCCGACGAAGAGCUCGAGGGCCUGCUUGCUGGCGAGGAUGACGAGGAGUUUCCGGCGCAUCAAGGGAAGAAGAAUGAGCCCUGGGAUGUGGAAAAGUUCUGGAAGCGCACUCGUUUGCGGAUCAUGGUAUACACGCGCCUGGGCGAGCUGGAAGAUGAGGACGAGGAGCGAUAUGUCCAGCAGGAGCGCGGCCUCAGCAUGGAUGAAAGUGACGAUGAGGAAGCUGGGCUUGUGUCGUGGGCGUCUGCUAUUUUCUUGACCUCUAUCAUCGAGCAUGUCGCUGAGCAGACACUGCUCGUUUCUGGUCAAGCCGCUUUCACUCGGCUGUCGGUGAGAGCGCGGAAGAUGGCACAACAAUCGCCCCACAGUGAAGAACAACUGUUGGAGCGAAUCAUUGUGGAAGACUUCGAUGUGGAAAAGGUUGCCCUGAACUCUGCCCUGGGCAGGCUCUGGAGAACCUGGAGAAAGCUCGUGCGAUCUCCUAUUACACCACUUUCGCCGCGCGGAAUACGCAACAUGAGCAGCUACACGAGCCUUCAUCGACGGCACUUGAGCUACGAUACCGACCGCGGAUCAAUGAUUGACGGUGUUCCUGAAGUUCCCGAGUACAAACCCACGGAGACGGAGAUCGCUGCCAACAUCCCCCUCCCCAUGGGCGACAACGAUGUCACUGAAAUAGAGGUCCCUGGUCUCGCGCGUACUUUUGAGGAAGACGAGAGCAGUGGCAUGCAGACACCUGUUACACACCCGCAGCGCCCGACCAGCGUCAUUAUGCUCGCACCUGCCGAGGUUCUGAGGAACAGAGCUGCCAAGGAGCGUCCAGUGUCUGUUCCUCCUCCGGAAAGGAAGUCACUUGUUAUACCUGCGUUUUCUGAACAGGAUCAUGUCGAGCAGGAUCUUGAGGAAGACGCAGACGAUCUGCCAUUCGAGACUCCCAUGGAGGCCAUGGAGCCAGCGUCCGAUGAUGACUCUUACAUCCACGACGAGCGCCAGGAAGGCAUGCACCACGACAAUGAAGAGAACGGCGAGCAUGAAGCGGAUGCUGACAUGGUAGCAUUCGCAGCUUCCACUGGUAUGGGCUUUGGCAUGACUUCUCCUGAGGGUCCGAUCAGUACAGAAACGAAGAGCCCUCUCGGCAAAGACGAAGACGAUGCAGACACCCCUACACAGGCGAAUUACGAUGGCGACUCUCGUGUUUUCGUGUCGAAACGCAUGUCUCUCGAGAAAACGGGCCCGCCUGGUAUUGUCCGUACCUACUCAACUCGAAGCUCAAGCUUGAGGAGUCAAAGCAGGAGCCAGCCAAACUCCCCAGGCAUGACUCCCAAUAUGGAGGCAAGAUCGUUCCUCGAAGACGGUAACUCUGAUGACGACGCGCCUGGACCGGAAGCCAUUGGAGUGGCACACACCUCGAACAUCCCGAUACCCUCGCCCUCUCCACCGACUGAAAAUAAUGCUACCGACAAGGCUCUCGGGCAUGCAAAACACCCUUCACACGGAGGAUACGUUGAGGUUCCUCCGCGCCAGACUGCUCCUACUGCUAUCCAUGUUCGCAGCACCCCUACACCAGAUGGUUCUCGGGCACCAGCAGAGGUUCCAGUUGCCCGUAAAGAAGUCCGACAGAGGGAUGUGCCACAACCUCAAGUUCAUGUGCCCCAAUCACGACCGCGCGAAGUCACUCCCCCAAGAACGCGAUUAUCGUCCCUGCAGGAAGCAGAGCCUUGGCAAUCGAAGCAGCAGAAGCAACCAAGCAUACCCGAGAGAUCCGCACGCAGAGGAAGUUCAACCGAGAGCAGCACUCGGUAUGCUUCGCCACAUCGUGCUCGCGAGUCUCCUGCGGCUGCCGCUGAACGGCCCGCGCACCUGAAAUCGAUUGAAGGCUCGCCACACUCUCGAUCCGGAACCACUGAUGGACCUACUGAUGCCAGAUCCUCGCUCAAGCGCGUUUCCUCUUCCUCUUCCUCGACCGCUGGACGAUCUGUUGGGACGUCAAUACUCCACAGCGGACGCGAUUCGGGUACCAGUCUCGAUGGUCGUCCGCGCGGUCUCAGCGGCCGCAUGUCAGAGGAGGACCGACAACGAGAGUUCGAUUCGCUUGUUAGAAGUGACGAGACUGUCAAGGUCACUCUCACUCCUCAAAACAUGCGUGAUAUGGACGAACCGGCUGUCGUAAAGCGCGAUUCGCCCAAACCUUCUCCCCAGCCUAAAUCUUCGGUGACUGUGUACCCGCGCGUCAAUGCAGAUAAGGAUAGCCAAUUUGGCUCACAACACUUGCCAGCUCGGACAGCGCCACGAAGCAAUGGACCUAUUCCUUCGUCAAGCAAUAGGGGUUCAAUGAAGAAGCCAUUGGCGAGGGAACCACAGGUUAAGGGAGAUUCGAUGCGUGAUUUUGCGGACUUUAUUCGAUCCACUGGACCAGCGCCUGGUGAUGAGAAGCCUGUACAACGUUUCGCGCUCGGUAGAGGAAGCGGUGCGAAGCCGACCAGUGGCUCUUCUUCCUCCAUCGGUGGGCUUGGCAGGAGACUGUCAACGCGACAGACUUCUUCACAUUCUCAUUCCAGCUCCCUCGCUGGUGACGGCCCGUCAGCGAAGCCUCGAAUUCACAUGGAACCUCGUAGUCCCGCUGGCCAACGCAGCGGUAACGAUGAUCUUAUAGACUUUAUCCGUCAAGGGCCGCCCAACUCGAACAAUGGACAACCUAGAAUACCUCGAUCUGUUGCCCCAUUCCGCACGACUGUAGAUUCGGACCAGUUUGACCAUAUGUUGGAUAACGGCAACAUCGAGUCAGCCUAUGGCUCGCAAGUCUCUACUGCCUCCAAGCAGUCCACACAGACUUCCAAUUCUAGAACAGGCCUGAUACCGAAGCAGAACGUCACCCAGCCUGCAUAUUCCAAUACCCCGCAACAAUUAUCAGGCAGCAUGAAUGCUGAACCCCAAAUCACGCGGACUCGCCGGCGCAUCAAGGAUCCCUAUGCCAUUGACUCUGAUGACGAAGAUGAAGACCUUCUGACGGCGCUCCCCACGUCCAACAAGCCCACUCAAAGGGAGGAGAGCAUGAUGGACUUCCUCAACAGCAUGGAGCCUCCAUCCAACAGCCCACCCCAGGCCUUCAAGCUUAGUCCGGAAACAAUAGCCGCAGCAAAGGCCCGCGCGGCCACUCAGAAAGGCGGUGCUAAUGGUCACUCGCACACCAACAGCUUGACAUCAUCGAAUUCCGCAUCCAGGAAUGGUAUGAACGGUCGAACGGGCGCUCCACAGGCUAACACUCCUACUUCCGUUACCUCGAAUCCUCCUCGCGGCGGCUACAAGCCGAAACUUCAAGCCCGCGGUGCGACCAGUGAUCCUCACGCUGGCAGGUCCUCCACCAAUGAUCUGGCUGACUUCCUCCGCAACUCAGGACCACCUGAGUCUCCAGCACCGGCACCAGGCGCGACCAUACGGAGGGAAGAGAGUAAGCCCAGCAAAGCCAAAUUCUGGCGUAAGAAGACUUACCCUGAUAUGCCUUGA